Molecule: messenger RNA, 2633 nt
Organism: Notolabrus celidotus (New Zealand spotty)
Lineage: Eukaryota; Metazoa; Chordata; Actinopteri; Labriformes; Labridae
Gene: trabd2b
Product: TraB domain containing 2B
Exons: 7
Coding region: 365-1990 (541 amino acids)
Biological process (GO): negative regulation of Wnt signaling pathway
Cellular component (GO): organelle membrane
Molecular function (GO): Wnt-protein binding; metalloendopeptidase activity
Source: RefSeq, a predicted model, not a curated record
CGUCCCACCUCCCUCUCUCUCUCUCUCUCUCUCUCUCCCUCUCUCUCCUAAUAGUGAGGCGCUCCAAACUUUGGGAGCGCAGCGCGGAAACUCUCUGAAGACUUCCAACUCCUGCUUCGGGACAGCACCGAGUUUGAGCAGACAGAGAGAAAGUUUCAGAGAAAAAGAGAAGGAAGCUGAGCCGCGGGGAGAGUUGGGUAAAAGUAAAGGGGCGGAAUGGUCCUCCAGCCGAGCGGCACAUGUGAGCCAAGAGGCCACCGGUAACUUUUUUUUUUUAUAAACCAAAAAGAAGCAAGUAAGAAGAGAAACAAGUGAGACAUACUCUUGGAGCUGACUAACCGGAGUGCCCUGUCACCUCGACACGAUGGUCUGCCUGCCCGGGUUCAGCUGGGUCUUCCUGAGCGCUCUCCUGCACCAAGCGGCACCCUGGGGCGCAGAGCGAGCGGACAGACCGAGGCAGUGCGACACACCGAAGUCGCAAAGUGACAUGAACUCUUUCCUGUGGAGAGUCAAUCGUGCACCCCCUCACCCACCUUCUUACUUAUUUGGAACCAUCCACGUGCCAUACACCCGAGUCUGGGACUUCAUCCCUGAUCAAUCAAAGCAGGCUUUCCACAACAGCCGCAACAUUUUCUUUGAGUUGGACCUGACUGACCCUCUAACCAUCUCCAAGCUGACCAGUUGCCAGCUCCUCCCCCACGGGGAGAACCUGCAAACGCUGCUACCUCGAGACUUGUACCGCCGCCUCAAACGCCACCUGGACUACGUCAAACACAUGAUGCCGUACUGGAUGACGCCAGACCAGCGAGGCCGCGGCUUGUAUGCUGACUACCUGUUUAACGCCAUAGCAGGAAACUGGGAGAGGAAGAGGCCUGUGUGGGUGAUGCUCAUGGUGAACUCAUUGACAGAGUGGGAUGUUCGGUCAAGAGGAACGCCUGUGCUGGAUCUGUACUUGGCGCAAGAGGCUGAAAGGAUGAGGAAGACAACAGGGGCUGUGGAGCGUGUGGAGGAGCAGUGUCAUCCCCUGAAUGGGCUUAACUUCUCUCAGGUGCUGUUUGCUUUGAACCAAACGCUCCUGCAGCACGAGGGCGUCCGAGCGGGCAGUCUGCAAGGCUCCUACACCACUGAGGACCUCAUUACCCACUACAACUGUGGUGACCUCGGCUCCAUCAUCUUCAACCAUGACACUUCCCAGCUGCCCCACUUCAUCAACAGCUCCCUGCCAGCUCAUGACCGCUUGACGGCCCUGCAGAUUGAUAGCUACUUCCGCCAGGAGCUCAUAUACAAACGCAAUGAGCGCAUGGCUCGUCGCGUGUCUGCUUUGCUACAAAGAAACCCAAACCAGACGUACUUUUUUGCAUUCGGUGCAGGUCACUUUCUUGGGAACCACAGUGUGCUGGACAUCCUGAGGCAGGAGGGCUAUGAGAUCAUCCACAUGCCCUCUGAUCACAAGGAGCCAGUCAAAGAGACGAAACCAGCUAAAGAAACUGCAGGGGAGUCCAGUGAAGAGAGUGCAGACACAAUUGCAACAUCACCCACCAGCUGGAUGACCAGUACACCAGAGACGGAAAUUGAGCUGGAGGAAUCAGAGGACAUGCCUGGCCUUGGAGAUGAAGAGCUGCCUCACAUGUUGCUGCCCGACAGCCUGAGCCAACUGGAAGAGUUUGGCCGACACAAACGUCCUCGCAAAGCUCACCGUGGGGGCCAUGGGAGACCCCGCCUCUUCAGUGACCUGUGGGUUCGCAUCGGUGACAGCACCACUCCAUCACCGAAUGUGAGAAUAAUCAACGGUUACGUAACGGUGGAACCUCCGCUGCCACACCAGGAGCAGCGCAGACAGAUGGAGAUCCAUGUUACAGAGCAUCAGCCCAGUCAAGCGUCCUUCACUCCAUCUAACCAAAGCUCAGCCCAGCCCUCCUCAGCCCACAACACACUCAUACUGUCCUGUAUUGUAGCCUGGCUGCUUUCACACAUGCUGUUCACCUCCUGACCAGAGGACAGCGUUAUCUCACUGACAAACACUCAAGGCACUUCUGCCUCCGUACCAGAUCAGUGGAUUGACCUGAUGAACAAGGAACGACCAUCAGUACAUGCAGACGUUUGUAGUGGAGAUACCACGUCUUGAUGCAGGACAACAACUGCCGGCCUCCCCCUACAGGAAGGGAUCUGCUCCAGUCUGCAAGAAGUCUUUGUAGAAAGUCUCAAAAUGUGUGGAGUAAGCUCGCAGGCAUGAAACAAGCAACAAAUAGACUGUGUGAGGCUCAAAAGGGCAGACUCAUCAAACCUCAACAAAGUAUUAUAGUAGAAUAAGAAACACAGUGAAGACAUGUAACUUUGAAGAGUUUGUGUGGCGGUAAUCGUCGACCUACUAGAAGCUGUAAUACUGUAGAGAAAUGAGGCUGAUAUUAAAAACCAGAAUAGGACAUACUAAUUAUAACUCUGUGAUGAAUGAGUUAAACGCAUUCUGUCAGCAGUACUGUGGAGGAGAUGGAGCACUCAGUUGCCACUAUUGUAAAUUGUGCAUUUUGUUCAUAAAGAAAUAUUGUAUAUUUAUUAUUUCUGGAAGAAAAGAGUAUAUUUUCUUGCUUUUUGAAGAUAAAUGAAGUAAUAAAACAUGAAAAAGUGGGUCCAGA